Toxorhynchites rutilus septentrionalis is the source of this 2076-nucleotide messenger RNA. It is a transcript of the gene Pu, whose product is annotated as GTP cyclohydrolase 1. NCBI's taxonomy places the organism in Eukaryota, Metazoa, Arthropoda, Insecta, Diptera, Culicidae. The coding region runs from base 492 to 1304 and encodes 270 amino acids. The transcript has 6 exons. Gene Ontology annotation, molecular function: GTP binding; GTP cyclohydrolase I activity; zinc ion binding. Gene Ontology annotation, cellular component: cytoplasm. The record is from RefSeq and is a predicted model, not a curated record. Gene Ontology annotation, biological process: tetrahydrobiopterin biosynthetic process; tetrahydrofolate biosynthetic process.
UUCAGUUUCACCCGUGCGGUUGUCCGAGCAAGUCGUCCUCUCUCUAUUUUCUGUGUGUUUGCGAUCAAGACCUGCGCUACGAAUUCGAGUGCCCCCUCCCCAUUUUUCGCGCCCGCGUCCGUAACCUCGAGUGUUGUUGCGUUUCGGUUCGACUCUCGUGAUCGAGACGACUAACGAUCGUUUGGUUGGUCGGUUGUGGUUUAUUUUUGUCAGUUGAGGUGAACCGAGCUACGACUUCAAAAGCACCAAGUUCUGACAAAACCGUACAACAGACCUGUGGGAAAGGAGGUGGAUGCUUUGCAUACCCGUCCGUAGCUAACUAGACUGACCAAGUGAUUGUGAGUGAUUCCGGUUGUGCGCGUGUGAGUUUGUGUGACCGUGCGCGUGCCAAAACACUCCCACCUGUGCACGCGAGUUUGUGUUUUAUAAGGUGUGAAUUUGAUUACCGAUCUAUAGCGGGAUAAUCGAACCGGGGGUAGAACGAGGUAAUCAUGCCAAAUGCUAGUGCCAUGCGGGAACUACAGCUGAACGGAAGCGGCAGUAAAGAAGGGUAUAUGUCGCCACAGAACGGUACCGGCGGACAUCAUCAUGAAUUCAAUGGAAAUGGAAUGCUAAUGGGGAUGAAGUGCACCUGCAAGGGCUCCGAGAGUUCCGGUUCCAACGAUAGCAAUAACAACAAAGGUCACGAAAAAUGCACUUUCCAUCACGAUUUGGAGCUGGAUCACAAGCCGUCCACCCGGGAGGAUUUGCUGCCGCUGAUGUCCAGAUCGUACCGGAUGCUGCUGAGCAACCUGGGCGAGGAUCCCGACCGACAGGGCUUGCUGAAAACGCCGGAACGUGCCGCCAAGGCGAUGCUGUUUUUCACCAAAGGAUACGACCAAAGUUUGGAGGAGGCCCUCAACGGCGCCGUUUUCGACGAGGAUCACGACGAGAUGGUUUUGGUAAAGGACAUCGAAAUGUUCUCAAUGUGUGAGCAUCACUUGGUUCCGUUCUAUGGCAAGGUUUCGAUCGGGUAUUUGCCCUGCAAGAAGAUUCUCGGCCUCAGCAAAUUGGCCAGAAUUGUGGAAAUAUUCUCACGCCGACUGCAGGUCCAGGAGCGUUUGACCAAGCAGAUCGCGGUGGCCGUCACCCAGGCCGUUCAGCCCGCCGGAGUUGCCGUCAUCAUCGAAGGAGUACACAUGUGCAUGGUAAUGCGUGGCGUCCAGAAGAUCAACAGCAAAACGGUGACCUCCACCAUGUUGGGCGUGUUUCGUGAUGAUCCGAAGACGCGAGAGGAGUUCCUCACACUGUGCAACAAUAAGUAAAUCAAUCGGGAAUGGAACACACACUCAAAAAUAUUUUUUAAAAAUGAACUAAGCGCAACGGAAUCAAGGAUAACCGCGACAUUAACAUAUACAAUAUCAGAGAAUUUUAGGCUCAAAGUUUGUGUAAGUGUCCAAAAAAACAAAACUACUUUAUCACUGCGCUUGGUAAGCUGCAAUUGUUGUAUUUUGUGUAUAGAAGCUCGUAAGUGUAUAACAAUGAUAGAUAGCUCGUAAGAAUCACCAGAGGAUACAGAACAAUAGAAUCUAAGCGUGAAAUGUUGUUUUUUAAAUGUUUUAACUACAUGUUAACAGAGAGAGAUAGAGAGAGAUAAUACAUACUCAACGAAACAAAAUGAUAGAAUCUUUACACACUUUACGUGGGGCCAAACGGAAUUCACCUGAGAAGAACAAUCACAACCAAUAACAAUCAAGGGACAUUUUCGCAAUAAUCAUAGUGAGAUACGAUAUAUUUUGGAGAGCAACCAUUUUACUAGCCAAAUUGUUGUUGAACCGAAAAGUUUAUCUAUUGUUGAAAAGUUAAUAUUAAGGAUUAUGUUAGCUCAGACAAGACCGGAACAACAUUUAAUUUUUUUAUUUUUUGUAAUGAUAAUUUUUAAUUCUGAAUAAAUCAGUUAACAUCAACAUAUCCUUGAAAGUAUCAUAUUUAUUUGCAGGGAAUAUGAAUUAGCUUAUGUUAAAAUCGUUAAGUUAUAUGUACACAAUGCGCAUGAUAUCGAAAUAAAUGAACGUUAAAAAUACAUGCAAUUGCAUA